CUCAGCUCCGCGCAACGGCCGGCGUCUCGCUGGUCUGGAGCCCCAGUCCGCCGGGCCCCUGACCCCGCGCCCCUCGCGCUCCGUUCCCGGUAUGCCCCGCUCCCGUAAGGGCAGCGCGCCCCGCAAGGGCGGCCAGCGCCGCAGAGGCGGUGCUCAGAGCAGCGCCCAGGCGGACUCGGGUUCCAGUGAGGACGAGGCGGCCAGUGAGGCCCGCAGCACCACCAGCGACUGCCCCAGCCUUGUCAGCGCCGCGGCGGACGACGGCCUCGAUGGCCUUGCAGGGGGGGAUGCCGUGGACGAGCAGGGCCAGCAGGAGGACCUUGAGGAGAAGCUGAAGGAGUAUGUGGACUGCCUCACAGAUAAGAGGACACCUCCUUCACCCCCCAGUGCCAAGACGCGGCAAAGUGCCCUUGAGAACUUGCGCCUGGCCCUGGCGUCCCGCCUGCUCCCCGACUUCCUGCUGCAGCGCAGCCUCACCCUGGCCGAUGCCUUGGAGAAGUGCCUCAAGAAAGGGAAGGGCGAGGAGCAGGCGCUGGCCGCCGCCCUGCUGGGCCUGCUGUGCGUGCAGCUGGGGCCGGGGCCCCAGAGCGAGGAGCUGUUCCACGGCCUGCAGCCCCUCCUGGUGUCGGUGCUCACUGAUGCCGCCGCCAGCCCCUCCGCCCGGCUCCACUGUGCUUCUGCUCUGGGCUUGGGUUGCUACGUGGCUGCCGCUGACGUCCAGGACCUGCUCUCCUGCCUCACCUGCUUGGAAGGGGUUUUUAGCCGGUCCUGCAGUGCGGGCGGCUCCACAGCCCCUGCCAACCUGCAUGGCCUGUUCUGUGCCACCCUGCAAGCCUGGGCAUUGCUGCUCACCAUCUGCCCCAGCAGCCACAUCAGCCACAUCCUUGACAGGAGGACCGGACCUACGGGGACAUGGACGCCCUCUGCGGCGCUCUGCGCACUCUGGCCACCGACAGCAACAAGUACCGCGCCAAGGCCGACCGCCGGCGCCAGCGCGCCACCUUCCGCGCCGUGCUGCACUUCGUGGAGGGCGGCGAGUGUGAGGAAGAGACCAUCCGCUUCGGCCUCGAGGUGCUCUACGUGGACAGCUGGGCCCGGCGCCGCGUCUACGCCGCCUUCAAGGAUGUGCUGGGGUCGGGCAUGCACCACCACCUCCAGAACAACGAGCUGCUCCGCGACGUCUUCGGCCUGGGCCCCGCGCUGGUGCUGGACGCCGCCGCCCGGAAGGCCUGCAAGGUCUCCCGCUUCGAGAAGCACCUGUACAACGCAGCCGCCUGCAAAGCGCGGACCAAGGCGCGCAGCCGUGUGCGGGAUAAGCGGGCGGACGUCCUGUGAGGCGGGAGGAGACUCCACGCCCCGGCCCAGACCUAACAGAAGACGGUGCACCAGCUGGUCCCUGCCGGAAAGUGUCGCUUUAUUUUUUUAAUGGCUAAACCAAAAACAGACACGGGGGUGGGUGGCGGGAGCCGGGCCACUUGGGACCCCGGCACUCAGCCUGUGGCCUCUCCUGCCCUGUGUCGGUCGGCCCGGUGCCCUGUCCCCGGGAUGAACUGCUCCCCAGAGGACGGUGGGGAUGGCAUGGCCACACGUCCCCACGGGUGUGGAGGGGAGGCCCCUGGCAUGGCUCUAUGUGCGGGUUUUAAAGGCUUAGAGGUGAUUAAACUGCGCAGCCUGCUGUG
This is a messenger RNA of Eptesicus fuscus (big brown bat), 1679 nucleotides long. It is a transcript of the gene IFRD2, whose product is annotated as interferon related developmental regulator 2. The record is from RefSeq and is a predicted model, not a curated record. NCBI's taxonomy places the organism in Eukaryota, Metazoa, Chordata, Mammalia, Chiroptera, Vespertilionidae. The transcript has 11 exons. Bases 92 to 1426 code for a protein of 444 amino acids.